AUGAUAAAUAUUGUUUUUCAAUUGAGAUUAUCGCGAAACUUGAACUGCCUAUUUCAAAGCUGGAUCAUAGUGCUGUGUGUUCUACAAGGAAUGCCGUUGCUGAAAACCGACAUGAUAUCGUUCAAAGAUAACAGUGACAUGAUCUUUCGGACAGCAUUCUUCCUGUUAUCGCCUCACAUUCCGGGCGACAAAAAUUCGCUGCCAGGCAGUAGUAACGAGGGUAGUGAUAACCAAAAUAGUGUAUCCAGUGGUAGCGGUGCCAAUGGCAGUAGUGAUAGCAGCGAAGUUGAUUCUUCUACAUUUGAUUUCGAUAGUGAAAGCGAAGACUUGCUGAAAUACUACAAGACGCCAAUGCAGUUCGGAACGGAAAACUCUACGGCGGUGACUUCGCAAGUUGGCUCGACAGCACACAUACCGUGCCGGAUUCAUCACAUAGGGGAAGGAGUAGUGUCGUGGAUUAGACGAAAAGACUACCAUCUACUCACCGUUGGGCUGACGACCUACAGUAGCGACGAACGGUUCAGUGCCACACACCUGCAAAAUUCCGAGGAUUGGACGUUGCAGAUAAAAUUCGUACAGGACCGGGAUGCCGGAUGGUACGAAUGCCAGGUCUCAACGCAUCCGCCGACCUCAAUCUUUCUGGAGCUGCGCGUCGUAGAAGCUCGCGCGGAAAUAGUUGGUCCACAAGUGAAAUAUUUGACACCAGAUUCCACAUUAAAGUUAAUAUGUCGAGUAGUACAGAGCACUGAAGCCUCUGCGUUUAUUUUCUGGUAUCACAACAACCGAAUGAUCAACUACGAUGUCGAUAGAGGAAUAAACGUUUCUACCGAAGCAGAUUUCCACUAUUCGGAGCUGACCAUCAAUCAUGCAACCAAGGACCACUCGGGGAAUUACACGUGUGUUCCAAGUAAUUCGCAACCGGCUAGCGUGGUGGUGCACAUCUUCAAAGGUGACCACCCCGCUGCAAUGUAUCACGAACAUCGCAGUUCGUCAGUAACACCCUAUCGAGAUAAAAUGUUAUUCAACUGGGUGCUAUUCGUAGGGUUUGCAUUGUGUUGGAAAAAAAUUCAUUAG
Molecule: messenger RNA, 1074 nt
Organism: Sabethes cyaneus
Lineage: Eukaryota; Metazoa; Arthropoda; Insecta; Diptera; Culicidae
Exons: 7
Coding region: 1-1074 (357 amino acids)
Biological process (GO): synapse organization
Cellular component (GO): neuron projection membrane
Source: RefSeq, a predicted model, not a curated record